UUUGCAAGUCAUGUGUUUUCCGAAGAUUUUCCAUCCAGCCUGCCCAGCAGAGGAAGAUUCCAAACCGGUAUUUGGGCCAGCCCAGCCCCUUCACCCACCCACACCUUCUCAAACCAGGAGAGGUAACCCCAGGACUGUCACAGGUGGAAUAUGCUCUUCGCCGACACAAGCUGAUGGCGUUGAUCGAGAAGGAAGCCCGUGGCUGGGAUGGAUUGGACCACACAGUGAUUCUGCUGUCCAACCCCACGUACUACAUGAGCAAUGACAUCCCCUACGUUUUCCACCAGGACACUAACUUCCUGUACCUCUGUGGGUUCCAAGAGCCUGACAGCAUCCUGGUGCUGCAGAGCAUUCCUGGCAAAGCCCUGCCUUCCCACAAGGCCAUACUUUUUGUGCCCCGGAGAGAUCCAAGCCGAGAGCUGUGGGACGGGCCCAGAUCAGGCACAGAUGGGGCAAUUGCUCUCACAGGAGUAGAUGAAGCUUACACCAUCGAGGAGUUCAGGCACUUGGUGGCCAAGCUGAAAGGCGAGUCAAACAUUGUUUGGUAUGACUUGAACAAACCAGUGCAUGCAGAGCUGCACUCUGACUACAUGCAGCCCCUGUCUGAGAUAAAAGCUCGGAACAAAAACCACAUUCAGGGCAUCCGACACCUAGUGCAAAACCUUCGGGUGAUCAAAUCUCCUGCAGAGAUUGAAAGGAUGAAGAUAGCUGGACGGGUGACAGCAGAGGCUUUCAUAGAGACAAUGUUUGCCAGCAAAUCCCCAGUGGAUGAAGCUUUUCUGUAUGCAAAG
This is a messenger RNA of Pterocles gutturalis (yellow-throated sandgrouse), 791 nucleotides long. It is a transcript of the gene XPNPEP3, whose product is annotated as X-prolyl aminopeptidase (aminopeptidase P) 3, putative. Lineage: Eukaryota; Metazoa; Chordata; Aves; Pterocliformes; Pteroclidae. The record is from RefSeq and is a predicted model, not a curated record. The annotation marks the transcript as partial. The transcript has 4 exons. Gene Ontology annotation, cellular component: mitochondrion. Gene Ontology annotation, molecular function: manganese ion binding; metalloaminopeptidase activity.